Messenger RNA from Aspergillus lentulus, 1689 nucleotides. RefSeq names its product tyrosyl-DNA phosphodiesterase 1. The record is from RefSeq and is a predicted model, not a curated record. Lineage: Eukaryota; Fungi; Ascomycota; Eurotiomycetes; Eurotiales; Aspergillaceae. Gene Ontology annotation, biological process: DNA repair. Gene Ontology annotation, molecular function: 3'-tyrosyl-DNA phosphodiesterase activity; single-stranded DNA binding; double-stranded DNA binding. Gene Ontology annotation, cellular component: nucleus.
AUGGAACAAGAAGAUCGACCGUCCAAGAGGGUCAAAUUAUCAGCUAUUGAUCAGCCAGAGCCCACUGAAGCAACCCCGACGACCAUAGCAAAUGGCUUGGCAUCCUUGCACAGAUCCGUCACUCCUCCUCCAUCAUCACGGCCUCGUAGGGAAUCAUCCGUGCCUCAAACCUCUAUUCAACCCGCAGAGUUGACUAGUCGUCGACCGCAGUUGAUUCCAUCUCCUAUCCAGCUCACUCAUAUCCGAGACCUUUCUGCUGCCUCAGGCAACAAUGUCGAUACAGUUCGGUUGAAAGAUAUCCUUGGGGAUCCCAUGAUCCGAGAAUGCUGGCAGUUCAAUUUCCUGUUUGACGUGGACUUUCUGAUGAGUCAGUUCGACGAGGACGUGAGACGCCUGGUGCAGGUCAAGGUUGUCCAUGGAUCAUGGAAAAAGGAGGCUCCGAAUCGGAUUCGGAUUGAGGAAGCAUGCCCUCGAUAUCCGAAUGUUGAGGCGAUAACUGCCUACAUGCCCGAACCGUUUGGCACACAUCAUUCGAAGAUGAUGAUCCUCCUUCGUCAUGACGAUCUUGCGCAGGUUGUCAUUCAUACGGCUAAUAUGAUACCUGGCGACUGGGCAAAUAUGUGCCAGGCCGUCUGGCGGUCUCCCCUUCUCCCGCUGCGAAAGACUGAAAGGGAACCGGAGGGGCCUGGAGCCAUCGGCAGCGGGGCGAGAUUCAAACGGGAUCUCCUCGCCUAUCUAAGCGAAUACGGCGUCAGGAAAACAGGACCGCUGGUCAGACAACUCGAGCGCUUCGACUUCAGCGCAGUUCGCGCCGCUUUGAUCGCAAGCGUCCCUUCUAAGCAGAGGCUCAGCUCUCUGGAUUCGAGGAAAAAGACGCUCUGGGGAUGGCCAGCUUUGAAAGAGGCUACUCAACAGAUACCUCUGACGCCGAAGGGGAAAAGCCAAACUGUGCCGUCGCAUAUUGUCGCCCAGAUCUCAUCGAUAGCUUCACUCGGACAGACAGACAAAUGGCUCAAAGACGUCUUCUUCGCUUCACUUGCACCCACAUCCAUGGCGAGUACCUCCCAACCGAAAUACUCCGUCAUCUUCCCUACUCCCGACGAGAUCCGCCGAUCUCUAAACGGCUAUGGGUCCGGCGGAUCAAUCCACAUGAAACUGCAAAGCGCCACACAGCAGAAACAACUUCAAUACAUGCGGCCAUAUCUGCGCCACUGGGCGGGAGACAGUAAUAGCAACUCGACCAGUAUCCCUCAACGGGAAGCUGGCCGCCGCCGCGCGGCACCCCAUAUUAAAACGUACAUUCGCUUCUCGGACGGAGAGAAGAUGGACACGAUCGACUGGGCGAUGGUGACGUCCGCCAACCUGUCUACUCAGGCGUGGGGAGCAGCCGUCAACAACGUGGGGGAAGUGAGGAUCAGCAGCUGGGAGAUUGGCGUGAUGGUGUGGCCGCAGCUUUUUGUUCAAGGAGAUAAUACCACCGAGCGACCCCAGCAAGCGGUUAUGGUCCCGUGCUUCAAACGCGACAUUCCGCUGCAGCUCCCGGAGGAUAUGCCAGGAUGUGAUGUCCUCGUCGGGCUCCGGAUGCCAUACGAUCUUCCCUUGACCUCGUACAAGACCGACGAAGUCCCUUGGUGCGCUACAGCUGCCCACACCGAACCAGACUGGUUGGGACAGACAUGGGAGGGGUGA